GAAACGCCUAUAUAAGAGGACCUCCCCCUACCACUAUCACCACAGAACAGAGCUACUCAGUAAGACUCAUCUUCUGUUAACAUAAACGAAACCGAUGUGGUGAGGGUAGAUCGAUGGCGGCUGCACAGCUGAAAACUGAUCGUGAACAAGGAGUGUUUUCUCGGGUAGACGACGACAUUUUGCAGAACAUUCUGGGGAGGCUACCGGGGGUUGCUUUCGCGGCAGCCGCCUGCGUCAACACAACUUGGAACAAGAACUGCAGUCACAUGCUCUCUCGCCCCAAAUUUGCUUCUGCCCUUUCUCUCAACCCCGACCUGCACAAUGCGAUUGAUGAAGUUCUUGCCGAGAUUUUCUCUAAGCCGAUUCGACCGGACUUCGUUGUCGCAUAUAUUGGAACAAAUUUCAGCUUGGAAGAAACUCACCAACUUAUUACUGAGAAGAUAGGCUCUGGAAUUCCGAUCAUUACAAACAGAGCCAUGGGACUAAUCGGCACUGAUGUCGAAACUCGUAAUCUCCGCGAGGUGAACUGCGCUCAUGGUAACUCUGCAAGGAACCCGGAAAUCAAUGGAGGCCUCGUCGUUUCCGUUGGAUUUGUGCCUGGCUUGAAAGUUGAAAUAUUCCCCCUACCGAGUCCAAGACAUGCACCGCACUUGCUUAUGAUGGAGCAUUUUGUGAGAGACAUUCUGAGCUAUUCGGGUCCUCUUCCGCCUUCAUGCAUGAUGAUGUUCGGGGAUAAACAUUUUGACAUGAACCUGGUUGUCGCAGCGCUCGAUGCUAUUAUGCCUGACAAGACAGCCAUCGUCGGUGAUGCAAGUGCCUCCUUUAUGUACACUCGGAGAAAUGAAACCGGAAAUUACAGUAGCGAUUUGUUCUACAGUGCCGGUGCAGCGCUCGUUUUUGUCAAGGAUCAACACAAACCUGAUUACAUGGGGGAAAUUGAGUUCCAUGUCACAUUGUCGCCGGGUUUGAUGCCAUUCGGUCCUCAAAUCAAGACAAUAUCAUCUUAUGAGACGCCUACUCAUAGUUCAUGGAUUUCCGCUGUAAUGUCAGAAUUCGAAGGUGUCUUCAUUGAUUCCCACACCAUUCUAAGGGAGCUCCAAAGCCAGGUGAGUCGACAUGAAUACCUAGACUGUUACAUUGUCAAACUGUCAAUCUACCACAAAAAAAAAAUGAAAAACAGAAAAAAAGUCUAG
Pyrus x bretschneideri (Chinese white pear) is the source of this 1193-nucleotide messenger RNA. RefSeq names its product F-box/LRR-repeat protein At5g63520. The record is from RefSeq and is a predicted model, not a curated record. The coding region runs from base 114 to 1193 and encodes 359 amino acids. The transcript has 8 exons. Gene Ontology annotation, biological process: protein polyubiquitination; positive regulation of proteasomal ubiquitin-dependent protein catabolic process. Gene Ontology annotation, molecular function: protein binding. NCBI's taxonomy places the organism in Eukaryota, Viridiplantae, Streptophyta, Magnoliopsida, Rosales, Rosaceae.